This is a messenger RNA of Adineta ricciae, 786 nucleotides long. The record is from the annotation of a GenBank genome assembly. NCBI's taxonomy places the organism in Eukaryota, Metazoa, Rotifera, Eurotatoria, Adinetida, Adinetidae.
AUGACUGAUUUAUUUGACUUGAACCUGAUUUCCAAUCAAGCAACAUCAAAAUCUCGACGCACCUAUUCCCAGAGAAAUGUUUCAUCACUUCAGCUCGAAUUAACAAAAAAUCGGAAGAUGAUCAACAUGAAAACAGCGAAGACAACGAUACUCAAUCGAACACUUAGCUUCAAACCAAUGUCAGAAACCAGUCCAUCAUUAGCGAAUGUUGAAAAUACGCCCAUGAAAAAAUCUUCAAGCAAAUUCGAAACACCGACUACAAAACAAGAAGUUAUCGAAGAAACGCCAGUGAAAGAUGAUGACGUUGAAGCUGAAAACAUGUCAUCGGAUAAGAUGAUGCGUGAUAUUCAACGACUUUCUGUUCGUCUUCGUUCAACGAUUCCACUAUGCGACAUUCCUGUGACAAUUAGUCACCCAAUCAAACCCGCUACUCUUCAUCUUUCUCAAGUGGCGAAUCGCGUAUCACGUUGUAAUUAUGUUUUGCGACAUUUUGUUCGAGAAGCACAAAAGUACUCACCCAAACUUACUGAAAUACAAGUCACAAACGAACCUGCUCUUCUCUCACAAUCCCACGAAAAAGGACGACGUCGUCUCUUCAUUGAUUCUCCACAACAGAGUGAUAGCAAUUCGAUUUCCGAAAAUCAACCACCCACAACACCGCGAAAAGCCAGUGGUGUUAUUAAACAAUUGUUUGCAUCACCUUCGGCAUCAUUCAAACGAACAACAUCAUCAUCAUCAUCGAACACAAAUAUUAACGUUCAUGAUAAACGGCAAAAGCUUUUCUAA